AUGGAGGGAAGAGAUAAUAAUGGUUUCAUUGGCGACGGAAGCCCCUCGAUUGCCGGUCAGUUUCGAUGGAACACACCGGCGAAUCCUAGCCGUCCUGGAGUUCCCGGUGUCACCAGUAUUCACCUUACCGACGUGGAGCUAACCGGUGGGAAAACGGUCAACGUCGAGCCCAUCAUCCCGAACCGCAGUGCCAUCCCAGAACCAGCGGCCGAUCGGGACCAGUGGGGUAAGGGGGUCGAGUUCCUUAUGUCCUGCAUCGCCAUGUCGGUCGGGUUGGGCAACGUGUGGCGGUUUCCGUUCGUGGCGCUGGAGAACGGUGGCGGUGCGUUCGUCAUUCCGUACAUCAUCGUCCUGCUCCUCGUGGGCAAACCGGUCUACUACAUGGAGAUGAUCAUCGGCCAGUUCUCGAGCCGGGGCAGCGUUAAGGUGUACGAUAUGGCACCGAUCAUGCGAGGUGUCGGCUUUGGGCAGCUAUUUUCGGUAUGCUGCCUCAUAACGUACUAUUCCUCGUUGAUGGCACUCAUCUCACGCUACAUGGUAGACUCGUUCUGGAACCCGCUACCGUGGGCCUACUGCCGACCGGAGUGGCUUUCAAACUGCAUCGACUCGGAGGCCAAAACAGGAGCGACGACAACGACUACCUUCACUAAUGACACAAUCGUUAGCACUAAUAUCGGUUCUGUUCCGACGGUACAGAGUAGUUCCGAGCUGUAUUUUAAUAAGGUUGUGCUGAAGGAACUGGAUGGUAUUGACGAUGGCAUUGGGAUGCCCGACGUGAGGCUAACGCUCUUCCUCAUUCUAUCCUGGUCGCUUGUCCUGCUGACCCUCAUCAAAGGUGUGAAAAGUUCCGGCAAAGCAUCGUACUUCCUCGCGCUAUUUCCGUACGUCGUCAUGACGGUGCUGCUCAUCCGCGCCUGUACGCUCCCGGGUGCCAUCGAUGGCAUCGUGUACUUCCUCAAACCACAGUGGGACAAAAUCUACGACCCGAAGGUUUGGUACGCCGCCGUCACGCAGUGUUUCUUCUCGCUUUCCAUCUGCUUCGGCAACAUCAUCAUGUACUCCUCAUACAACAAGUUCCGGCAUAACGUUUACCGCGACGCAACGAUCGUCACCUCGAUCGACACGUUCACUUCGCUGCUGGCGGGAUGCACCAUCUUUGGCAUCCUCGGCCACCUGGCGCAUGUCACCGGGAAAGCGGACGUCGGCACAGUGGUGAAGUCGGAUGCCGGGCUUGCGUUCAUCUCGUAUCCGGAAGCGAUCGCCAAGUUCGAGGUGCUACCACAAGCGUUCUCCGUGCUGUUCUUCCUGAUGCUGUUCGUGCUCGGCAUCGGUAGCAACGUCGCGAUGACGUCUUGCGUAAUGACCGUGAUCAAAGAUCAAUUCCCGCGGGUUCGCAACUGGCAGGCGGCCACCAUUAUUGCCGUGUGCGGCGUUCUCCUCGGCAGCAUUUACGUUACACCGGGUGGCCAGUACAUUCUGAAGCUGGUCGAUUACUACGGUGCGUCGUCGAUUGCGCUGGUGCUCGCGAUCGCCGAGCUGAUCGCCAUCGGGUGGGUCUACGGAGUGGACCGGCUUUGUAAGGACACCGAGUUUAUGCUCGGGCACCGACCCAGCCUCUACUGGCGGCUCUGCUGGCGUUGGAUCACACCGUUGCUGAUGUUCGUCAUCCUGAUCUACAAUCUUGUCACGCUGGAACCGUUAAUGUACAAACAAUACGUGUAUCCCACCAUCGCAUACGACAUUGGAUGGUGUAUUUUUGCAUUUGGAUUGAUGCAGCUUCCCAUCUGGGGAAUUUAUGCCAUUUACAAGCAAAGCGGAAAAACACUCACCGAGAAAAUAAGAAAUUCGUUCAAACCAACCGCGGCCUGGGGCCCCAUCGAUCCUGCCACCCACUACGAGUACAAAAAGUUUAUCGACGAAGACUGAGAAGAAGAAACGUUCGUCCACACGGAACGAGAGGUGCUGCAGGAAAGGCGACCGAUGCCGUUUUGGUUGAAGAUUUUACUAUUUUUUCACAACCACGUGCCUUCAGGGUACUUUUCUUUUAUCAUUGCAAUGAAACAAGAAUCCACGAGUUGGGCUAUGUUAUGUGAUACGUGUAAUAUUAAAUAUUGGAUGUAAUUUAUUGUACAAGUUAGAAUAAAAUAAAAGCCAAUCCACCACCGUUUACGUCCCAUGGGGGAAGCGCG
Molecule: messenger RNA, 2189 nt
Organism: Anopheles coustani
Lineage: Eukaryota; Metazoa; Arthropoda; Insecta; Diptera; Culicidae
Product: sodium-dependent nutrient amino acid transporter 1-like
Exons: 7
Coding region: 1-1926 (641 amino acids)
Biological process (GO): sodium ion transmembrane transport
Cellular component (GO): membrane
Molecular function (GO): L-amino acid transmembrane transporter activity
Source: RefSeq, a predicted model, not a curated record